GUGUAGUGUAGUGUAGUGUAGUGUAGUGUAGUGUAGUGUAGUGUAGUGUAGUGUAGUGUAGUGUAGUGUAGUGUAGUGUAGUGUAGUGUAGUGUAGUGUAGUGUAGUGUAGUGUAGUGUAGUGUAGUGUACUUUCUCCAUCUAGUAACAAUAUUACAAAGGAAGUUUGGGCUCCCAAACAGGGCAAGAAACUUACAAGGGAAGAAAAAGGAAAAGAUAAGGUUUCAGACAUAAUUUCUAAUAAGCAAUCUACUUCUAAGGUUGUUUUAGAGGAGAUUCUCUCAGAAGAGGAAGAGGAGAUUUUCUUGGAUCCUGUAGAGCAACCUGCACAAGAAGUCAAGAACCAUAUUAGAGAGCUGCUUCAAUCAGAGAUCCCAGGUGUUAUACAAUCAGAUCCUAAGGCUUUACAAGGGAUUAAAGAUGAUUUUGCUAUCAAGGAGAUGGUCAAAGCAAUAGGGUGGAUAUACCAUUGGUGCAAAGGGACUACUGGUCUGAUGGGGAACAGGAGAAAGCUGUUAACCCUAGUUCUUUCAUGGACUCCUGGUCAGACAUCUGUGAAAAAAUUGAUGCUAUUGUUAAGCAAAAAGAUAAAGUUAAUGAAAACAAGCAGACAGAUAUUUCAGAAAACCAGCCUUCAUAUGAGCAUACCAAGGAGGCUGCUCAUUCUUGUAAUUCAGAUGGUCACAGUUCCUCCUACACCUCAAAUGAAAUUGAGGAGGAAGGUUUCUCCAAAGUAAAUAAGAAGACAGGCAGAAAGAAGACAUCAGAAGAUGUUCAGACUAAAAGAAAUACAAGAAGUGUGGCUAAGGGGCAGGCUGCCCUCCCGGGGGCUCAAUGAAUCUCCUACUUUGGAAUACUAGGGGCCUGGAAUCCUCCAGUUCCAUGCUUCGUUCCCUAGUUAAUCAAUGGAUAAUUAAUAUGCUUAUCAUUAUUGAACCAACGGUGGAUAUAUCUAAAGUUGAUUUAUACAAGAAAAACUUUGGUUUUGAUGUUGCAGCUUAUUCAGAUAUUAAUAAAGUCUGGCUUUUUGGGACUCAGGCAUGAUCACUCUUACUGACUUUACCUGGCAUACUCAAUUUACUCACUGCAAAAUUCAGAGCAAUAUUUUUUCAGGCUGGAUAACAGGAGUUUAUGGGAAACAUAGUUAUAUUGUUAGAAGAAAUCUUUGGGAGUCACUUUCUAAUCUCUCUGCCAAUAUUAAUGAGCCAUGGGUUAUGGGAGGGGAUUUUAAUGAGGUUUCUAAAUACAGUGAACAUCAAGUAUCCUCUUUUUUUUGGAUAAAAUGUAAGUAUAUAUAUCCAGAAAAAUAGCAUAUUACAAUGCAUCAAAAAGACCUAUCUAAGCUAGCAUGCUAACCUAAAAUAGUAUCUACCGUAUCUGCCCCCCCCCCCCCCCCCACUUUGCGGUAGGGGUAGGGAGAGAGAGAUUUUUUAAGUCCAAAACAUCACAAAACAGUCCAAGAAUGGCACGGGACAGACCCCGGCUCACUCAUCAAAAGUCAAAAAGACAUCAAUUAACCAAGCUAGACAGACCCAAAAGUGUCAGCCCAGUAACGAGUCAAUCCCUUUCGUAAGCCAGCAAAGAGUAAUCAAACCAGACCCAAAAGGCCAUCAAAAACAGGCCCAGGUUUGGACCCCUAAAAGCCCAUCGCCUGGGCUGUGAUCAGAACCAGCGAAGGAGCCCUCCGCAUGCAGUCUCAGCGGUUUCUUCCAAAGCUCUUCUCUCCAUUCCAGGGCCCAAAUCUCCUAGCAGUCCAGCGGCCCAUCAAGGAUUAGGGCAGCAGCCCGUCCUCUAUCGCUUCAGAAGAUCCUCAGCAGGCUGGGCGCCAAAUCCAAUUGCGCCGCACCAGUAUGUCGUACACGUCAGUCAACAGACUGACCAGUCAGAACGGUCAAACAGCCCCCCCCCCCCCGAACCCCCCCACCUGGUACCGUCGCCUACUAGGCUUUCCGGCAGCCGGAGAACGGAGGCAAAACCAAAUUACCCAGACGGAGACGUAACAAAGCCAAACACGGUAAUCCCCCCUCCACCCUCCACCCCCGUUUGACUCCGGCGACCCCAAAGUACCCUCUUUACAUGUUCUCAGGGGGGUCAAUGACUUCACAGAUUGCAUUGCUUCUUGUGGAAUGGUGGAUCUUCCAUAUGAUGGUACAAAGUACACUUGGACAUGUAACAAAUCAAAUGGUAGAGUUUGGAGGAGGUUAGAUAGGGUUCUUUUCAAUAAUCAGUUACGUUCUUGGCCAGAUUUGAUUCUAUUAGAAUUUCUAUAUUGAACAAGACUCCCUCUGACCACAACCCUAUUCUCAUUCAAUGCUCUAAUCAAAGUAUCACUUGACCUAAAUCUUUUAGGUUCCAGAACAUGUGGUUUAAACAUCCCUCAUUUAUGGACUUUGUGGCUGACAAGUGGAAUUCUGUGAAGACAGAAGGUGGGAUGAGGGGACUAGUUACUAAACUGCAAUAUCUUAAAAAGGAGCUUAGAAGCUGGAGUAAGGAGGUUUUUGGUAACAUUUUUUAAGACAUCAAAAAAUGUGAAGAUGAGGUUAUACUGGCAGAAAAGGAGUUUGAGGAGUGUCCUUCCGAUUCAUCUAGAGCCAAUUGGUCCCAUAAAAGAAGCCUUUUAAUCCAAAAAUACAACUUGGAGAAAAAAUUUUGGAAACAAAAGGCUCAUCUCAAAUGGCUCAAAGAAAGAGACAAUAACACUCAUUUUUAUCACUCAUAUGUUCAAAUAAGAAAGAGGAAACAAGCUAUUACCUCAAUUAAGAAUCAGGAUGGAGAAGUGGUUUCUUCCAUUCCUCUUAUUGGGGAGGUUGCUGUUAACUUCUUCUCAGAUUUAUAUUCUGCAAAACAUACAAACAUUAGCCAUGAAUUAAUGCAUCAUAUUCCUCAAAUUAUAGAUCAGGCAGAUAACAAUAUGCUUAUCAAUCUUCCUACUGCAGAGGAGGUCAAACAAGCUGUGUGGGAUCUUGAUCCUAAUAGUGCUCCGGGGCCUGAUGGUUACCAUGGUAAGUAUUACAGAAAGUGCUAGACAAUAGUUGGGAUGGAUGUGACAAGGGCUGUUCAAGAUUUCUUCAUGGGUCAUCACAUUCCUAAGGGUGUUUCUAACACUCUAAUUGUUCUUAUCCCCAAAAAUGAUAACCCCUCAUCAUAUAGUGAAUUUAGACCUAUCUGCUUAUCUACCUUCAUCAGUAAAAUCUGCACUAAGGUGAUGGUAACAAGACUGAAAUCAGUGCUUCCUAAAAUCAUUUCAAAGCAACAUGCUGGUUUUAUGGCUAAUAGAGAUAUUGCAGAUCAGGUACUCAUAGCUCAAGAACUGAUGCAUAAUAUAGAUAAGAAAGUUAGAGGGUCUAACUUUGUGGUCAAGCUAGAUAUGUCAAAGACUUUUGACAAGGUAUCUUGGCACUUCCUUUCUCUCAUGCUCCUUAAAUUUGGUUUUUGCCAUCAGUUUGUUCAAUUAAUUAUGAAUCACCUACAAGCAACCUUUCUGUCAGUGUUGGUCAAUGGUUCUCCUCAAGGUUUCUUUAAGCCUUUUAGAGGAGUGAAACAAGGAGAUCCUUUGUCUCCUUUUCUUUUUAUCAUUGCUUCAGAGGCUUUUAGCAGAGGUCUUCACUGGAUGAUGCAAGAAGGCAGAAUCCAGCCUUUUUGGAUGGGUGGUAAUGGUAUUACUAUAUCUCACUUGGGAUUUGCAUAUGAUUUGCUUGUUUUUCUUAAUGGAGAGUCCAGGUCUUUGCUUAAUUUUAAAGCCUUUCUCAGCUCAUAUGAGGGUGCUUCUGAUCAGGAAAUUAAUUUGGAUAAAAGCUCUAUCUUGCGUGGUAAAGCUGCUUCUUAUAGGAAGGCAAGGAUCAAGAAUUUAUUAGGGAUGAAGUUGACUGAUCUCCCUGUUAAAUAUCUUGGAGUCAAUCUUCAUAAAAGAAUUAAUAGAUUUCAAUUUUGUGGCAAUCUUAUAAAACAGUUUGAAAAUAAGCUCACCCCUUGGAAACAAAAAAACUUGACCCAUGGGGGUAGGCUUAUUCUCAUUAAACAUGUUUUAAGUUCUCUCCCACUUCAUAUUUUGGCUGUGGACUUGCUGCCUAAAAAGGUAAUCAAUGUACUCAACAGGAAGUUGGCCUCUUUUUUCUUGGGAUCCAAUAAUGACAGGAAAAAAGCACAUUGGAUUACUUGGGCUAAACUAUGCUAUCCUACUGUGGAGGGAGGCUUGGGGAUCAGGUCUUUGACGGAUUUAGAGAAGGCCUUCAUUCUAAAAUUGUGGUGGAAAUGGAAAACAGGAGAUUCACUCUGGGCUAGAUUCAUUCAAGCAAGAUAUAACAGAAAUGAGAACAUGAUACCAAAAGUGGCAGAUUCUCCAGUUUGGAGAAGGAUUUGUUGUGUACAUGAAAUGGCUUCCUCAUUAAUUUCUACAGAUGCAGGUGGUAUUGUUACCUGGAAUGAAGAAGAAAAUGGUCAAUUCACAUUCAAAUCAGCUUUUGAAGAAGUCAGAGAUCUUUCUUUUAGCUCAAUCAUUUAUCAACAGAUAUGGGAUUCUCAACUUGAGCUCAAAAUGAAGAUUUUUCAGUGGAAAAUUGUAAAAGGGAUAGUCCCAAUUAUUGACAAGUUACAGAGAUUUAAUAAAAUUCUCAGUCCCUCAAUGUGCCCUAUGUGAAGAUGCC
This is a messenger RNA of Cuscuta europaea, 4642 nucleotides long. NCBI's taxonomy places the organism in Eukaryota, Viridiplantae, Streptophyta, Magnoliopsida, Solanales, Convolvulaceae. The record is from the annotation of a GenBank genome assembly.